AUGGAGUCAAACAGUACUUAAUCAGAUGAAAAUACUUCAACAAGACCUUCACAAUAAUUUGAAACUUAUAAGAAAAUAUCAGUCCUAGGAAAGGGAUCCUUUGGUAAAGCCUUCUUAGUCCAAUGUGGCAGCGAUGGAAGCUAUGCUGUAAUAAAAAAGAUUGAUAUAGCUAAAAUGAGUGAUGAAGAAAAAAGAGAGACUUUUAAGGAGGCAAAGAUCCUUGAAGUGCUUAAUCAUCCUAAUAUCAUUAGAUUUAAGGAAGUAUAUAAAACGAAAAAGGGCCAAUUAUGUAUCGUUAUGGACUAUGCUGAUGGUGGCGAUUUAGCUGGAAUGGUUAAGAAAUAAAGAGAAAAGGGAGGGUUUUUCUCUGAGGAUUAGAUUUUAAACUUAUUCACUUAGAUUUGUCUUGCAAUUAAGCAUAUACAUGAUCGCAAAAUAUUGCAUCGUGAUUUGAAAUCUUAGAAUGUCUUUUUAACAAGAUAAGGUUUAGCAAAACUAGGAGAUUUCGGCAUUGCAAAAGUUUUACAAUCAACUGUAGACCAUGCUAAAACUAUAGUGGGUACACCAUACUAUCUCUCACCUGAGAUUAUUGAGAAUAAACCAUAUAAUUUCAAAUCUGAUAUGUGGUCAUUAGGUGUGCUAUUAUAUGAGAUGUGUGCAUUAAAACCUCCUUUUAAUGGUGCGAGUCUCCAUAUUUUAGCCUUACAAAUCAGUGAGAAGUAAGCUCCAGCUAAACAAGAAUAGCAAGCCAAACCACAGCCAGUUAAGAAGGAAUAACCAAGACCAUAGCUCUAAGUUUAAAAAUAGGCAUCAGCAGUUAGCAACAAUCAGAAAAUAGCCUAGGAAAAACAAGUCAGUGCUUACCAAUAAAAAAUGUAGAUGAAAAAAGAGAUUGAAGAGAAAAAAAGAUAGCAUAUGCUGGCUGAAUUAUAAAGAAGAAAAGAAGAGGAAUAAAGGAGAUUAAUGCAAGAAAGAGAGUAAAAACAAAGAAAGCUUUAGGAGUAUCAUGAAGAGAGAUAACUCUAGAAGUAAAAACUAGAGGACUAAAGAAAAAAAAUGAAGGAAGAUAUUUAAAGCAAAAAAAAGGAUAUGAAGAAAUAGGGCAGCGAUUUCAAAGUAGAAAUUGUUGGACUACCUCCUGACAUGCUUGGCGCUUAAUAGGAUGAUUUUUCUAACUCAGUUCUUGAAUAAGACUUAGACAACAAUAACGGUGAUAAUAGUUUUACUAACAAUGAUCUAGAUUAAGAUGCCAUGCCAUUCUAGCCAGUAAUUAGGAAAUAGAGUAGUAGUCAGAAGAAGAAUGAAAAGUUUGGAAAGGGUAAGGACUUUGAUAUAUUGAUAUCAGAAAAAGACCUGCAGAGAAUACAGAGAAGACAAAAUGAGAUCAACAAUAAGUAAAGAUAGUCAAUAGUAAUGGAUGAAUAAAAGGAAGCAGAAUAUGAUGACUAUGUGAAUUAGAUGGAGAAAUUCUUAGGAAGAGAAAGAUCAAGUGGGGCUCAAGAUGAUGAUGAGGAUAAUGAUUAUCAAUACAACAAUUAGGAGGAGUAUAAAGCUUAAGAGUACAGCACAUAGAAUAGCUCGAGUUAGGACGAUUAAGAUAUGGCAGUAGAUCCAUUAGACAACCUUAUCUAAUAAGCUACCAAAGAAUAAGCAGAAUAGGAAGAGGAUAGAGAGGAUGAUGAGGAUGAUUCCUAAGAUCAAAGUAAUGGUAAUGGUGAGACUAAUGCUCAGUCCUUCAUUAAUUAAAAUGAUGGAAAUGAUGAGACAAGAAACUUCAUUGUAGAACUUCAUGGUUUGUAAAACUUUGAAAUUGCUUAUAAAAUUAUGGACCAAUAUAGAGAGAAUAGAUUCAACGAUGAAUUCUAGAAAAAGAUAGCCAAAGAAAUAGAGGAGGCUGUUCCUGAAUAACAGCAAAAUGAAAGGCAAGACUUAAUAGGACUAGUAUCAUCUCUGAUGAUAGUUGAAGAUUAUAAAAAGGAAAAGUAAAACUGA
This is a messenger RNA of Stylonychia lemnae, 1992 nucleotides long. Lineage: Eukaryota; Ciliophora; Spirotrichea; Sporadotrichida; Oxytrichidae. The record is from the annotation of a GenBank genome assembly.